Morone saxatilis (striped sea-bass) is the source of this 1095-nucleotide messenger RNA. It is a transcript of the gene gng2, whose product is annotated as guanine nucleotide binding protein (G protein), gamma 2. Gene Ontology annotation, biological process: G protein-coupled receptor signaling pathway. The record is from RefSeq and is a predicted model, not a curated record. Gene Ontology annotation, cellular component: heterotrimeric G-protein complex. Lineage: Eukaryota; Metazoa; Chordata; Actinopteri; Moronidae. Gene Ontology annotation, molecular function: G-protein beta-subunit binding.
AGGUGUCGAAAGCGGCGGCAGACUUAAUGUCGUACUGCGAAGCUCAUGCCAAAGAGGACCCUCUGUUAUCGCCGGUUCCAGCGUCGGAGAACCCAUUCAGGGAGAAGAAGUUCUUCUGUGCCAUCCUGUAAACUCGGCAUGGCCCUUCAGCAGUCUACUCAGUGUGGGACCUUGAACGUGGACGUUCAAAAUACGUAGAAAAUCUUCUAGUUGGAGGGAAUGGCGAUUAUUGCCCCCCCCUUUCUCGAAAGGCACCUAGAAAGUGCGAAAAUUAAAACCCACAGAGUUUACGUGUAACUAUUAAAGGGGUUGUGAUUGCUUUUUUUAGAGGGGGUGUUGCAGCAUGUUGAAGGGGGGUCUGUGCUUUUAGAUGACGCAAGGGGGAUGAUGAUGAAGAGUAUGAUGAUAAACCCAGAGACGUGACGGACAACCAGUCAACCUACCGAGUCUUCAGGUUGUGAUGUGUACAAAACAAAAACAAACAAAAAAAUAUAUAGAUAAAAUGAGAAUAUAAAUAUUUUGUGGUUCUUUUGGGACUUCCAAAUGUUCUGUUAACUGGUUUUCGUGGUCGGGUCGAGCAUCGUAGGACAGCAAACACACAUAUGCCUACCACUAGACGCCACCUGAUUAUUGGAAUGAUUUCUUUUUUUAGGUUGUUGUUUAUGUUUAUUUCAACUUAACCUUUCACCUAGAUAUCUUUCUAUAACUGUACGUGAUUACUGAAACUGCUCUUUUUUUCUUACAACAGGUUAGUGAAAGCUUUUUUAAUGGGAUGUUUGAAACAUUCGACUCUGUGAUUCUCUUUGCAAAAUACCAGUCUGAAAAAAAUCAGUCUCUGUGUAUCGACAUCUAUCUGGCAAAUGUGAUGCAGUUUGUCUCCUUCAGAUACAAACCCUCUUUCUACUAUUUGUAUAAAAUGACUAGCAAGUAAACUGUGCUGUGCUGUGAGUUGCUGAAUGUUUGUGUUUGUAUCAUUAACUAUUGCAUGAAAUGGACAGACGGUCUUCUCUAUUUUCCUUUCAUGUGGAGAUUGUAUGAAACGAGGGCGGCCUCCAUCUGGAAGUGCCAAAACAUAUUAAAACAAGAAUGAUUCAA